Moneuplotes crassus is the source of this 664-nucleotide messenger RNA. Lineage: Eukaryota; Ciliophora; Spirotrichea; Euplotida; Euplotidae. The record is from the annotation of a GenBank genome assembly.
UAAAAACACAAAUAGUGUUUAUCAGCCAAUUUGUAACUACUCGGAUAUGAUCCAGGAGCUCAGCUCGGUCUAUUGAAUAGGCCCAUUACAACAGAAAGUACUCAGGAGGCAAGACUGCUGUGUUUGUUCUUCUCUUGGAUUACUUAGCAUUACUUGUGCUAAAUGUUCCGUUGAUAAAUCGUGCACAAAAAUGUCAGACAAGAAGACUUCUCAUCACGAAAACUCAAUAAGCCUGAAUUCUCAUGAAUUUGAGAGUCAACACAAACAAAGCAUCUGUCUCUCUAAGAUAUUCGGUAAAAGAAAGAGGAAGACUCCUGAAUUAGAUUUACGCAAAAGUCUUCUCAAGCUCAGGAAUCUCAUUCUGAAUAGAUUUGUAACUGGAUUUGCUUCGACUCGAAAGAAAGCAAGGACAGCCAACAAGAAGCAACUCAGAAGAAGGUCUAGGUACAUUGGAGUUUCCAGAAACAACGAUAACUGGCAAGCUCUCAUCAAUGUUGACCAAGUCAAGAACUACAUUGGUACAUUCACAGACGAGCUCGAAGCUGCCAAAGCAUAUGACCUGUACUCAGUUGCAAUAAGAGGCCAAGGAGCGGCUCUGAACUUCGACUACAGUGCUGAAGAAAUGCUGAAAAAAAUCGAAAUUUACCUUAAAUCCACAGAAUAA